Messenger RNA from Quercus lobata, 1106 nucleotides. Its product is annotated as Plant VAMP (vesicle-associated membrane protein) family protein. The coding region runs from base 93 to 806 and encodes 237 amino acids. Lineage: Eukaryota; Viridiplantae; Streptophyta; Magnoliopsida; Fagales; Fagaceae. Gene Ontology annotation, cellular component: endoplasmic reticulum membrane; plasma membrane. The record is from RefSeq and is a predicted model, not a curated record. Gene Ontology annotation, biological process: endoplasmic reticulum membrane organization. The transcript is spliced from 8 exons.
CUAAUUCCAAUUUUUCUUACAACAAUUUUUGUUUUUUCGUUUUUCAUUUUCAAAAAAAAAAAAAAAAAAAAAAAUCUUUAGGAUUCAUAGCCAUGAGUACUUGGGAUCUUCUCAACAUUCAACCUACAGAACUCAAAUUCCAAGUUGAAUUGAAGAAGCAGAGUUCAUGUUCUAUGCAAUUGACCAAUAAAACAGACAAAUAUGUGGCAUUCAAGGUUAAAACAACAAACCCCAAAAAAUAUAGCGUCCGACCCAAUGCUGGUGUUGUUUUGCCUGGAGGCUCUUGCAAUGUUAUAGUAACAAUGCAAGCUCAAAAAGAGACACCUGCUGAUUUGCAGUGCAAGGACAAAUUCCUUCUUCAAAGUGCUGCUGUGCCUGAUGGUGUGACCACAAAAGACAUAACCCCUGAAAUGUUCAACAAAGAGAGUGGUAAGGUCGUGGAAGAGUUCAAGUUGAGGGUCAGUUACAUUCCUGCGAAUCCCCCAUCACCUGUCCCUGAAGAACCUGAAGAAGUUUCUUCCCCAAGGGCAUCAUCAGUGCUUGAGAAUGGGCAUCAAAAUCGUUCAUUGUUUGAUGCUGUGUCAAGAUCUUUAGAGGAGCCUAAUGAGAAGUCUUCAGAGGCAUGGUCUUUGAUUUCCAGGUUGACUGAGGAGAAAAGUUCUGCUUUGCAACAAAAUCAAAAACUACGUCAGGAGCUGGAUAUUAUGAGAAAAGAAAUUAGCAAAAGUCGUGCUGGUGGCUUCUCGUUAUUGAUUGUGGUGCUGGUUGGUCUCAUUGGCAUCUUGGCUGGCUACUUCGUUAAGUAAACGUAGAAACCAGCAUUUCGAGCAAAUCUUUUAUUUCUUACCCGAUUGUUGGAAUCAAGAUUGUUGUUGUUGCCCCAUAUCUUUCUAAGACUUUUUAGGUCUUUUUUAUAUAGUGUGUAAAUUGUAGCCUCUUAUAAUUUUACUUGACAUUUUGAAUGAUUAUUAUGUCUUUUAAACAAACUUUCUUGAUUGGAGGUGUGGUUGGAUGAGUUCAGCUUAUUGUAAACUCAAUGCACAAUAUUGAUUGUUUGGUUUAGUUAAGAAUUUUUUACUCUCUUUGAGUGUUAUGAAUGGAUUCGU